AUGGACAGUGUGGGGAAAAGUAAGGAUAAAGAGACAGUACGAGAUGUCUUCUUCUCUGGCAAAGAUAAGGAAAUAUACAAUAAAAAUUUAAAGAUGGUAACUGCAGAUGAGGGGAUCCUGCAUGCUUCUGGAAGCGGUGUACCUCCAGUAACAAAGGAUUACUGCAUAAUUUAUAACUCCAAUUGGGUAUCUCUUCCAAAGAGCCUGGACAAUGCUACUUUCAGGGCUCUAGAAAACCUGACUUCUACAGUACUCUGCAGUUCAUCUGAAGUUCCUUCUGGCGUAAUGAAGGACAAAGCAGUUGUAGUGAUGAGAGGAAACUGCACUUUUUUGGAGAAAGCAAGAAUUGCACAAAAUUUAGGUGCUAAAAUGCUGUUGAUUGCCAGUAAACCUAGGCUGUCUCCUCUUUCAGAUAACAAGACUGAUUUUGAAGAUGUGACUCUUCCAGUGGCUCUUAUACGAUAUAGUGACAUAGUAGAUAUGCAGCUGACACUUGGAAAUGAAGUUAAUGUGACCCUGUAUUCACCACCUUUGCCAGAGUUUGAUUACAGUAUGGUUGUCAUCUUCCUAAUUGCUGUGUUUACAGUGGCGCUAGGAGGCUACUGGAGUGGAGUAGCAGAACUUGAGAAUUUGAAAGCAAUAGCAAGUCCUGGAGAGAGAGAAACAAGACGAAAGAAGGAAGAGAAUGUUACUUUCACCCCUGUAACAGUUAUCUUGUUUGUUGUCAUCUGUUGUGUCAUGCUGGUCUUGCUUUAUUUCUUCUACAAAUGGUUAGUGUAUGUUAUAAUAUCAGUCUUCUGCUUGGCAUCUGCAAUGAGUCUGUACAACUGUCUUGCAGCAUUAAUAGGAGAAAUACCAUUUGGGCAGUGCAGGAUUGCAUGUUGCAACAAAAGCAUUGAAGUGAGGCUUAUUUUUCUUGCUGCAUUCUGCAUAGCAGCAGCUGUCGUCUGGGCAGUGUUUCGAAAUGAAGAUAGGUGGGCUUGGAUUUUGCAAGACAUUUUGGGAGUUGCUUUCUGCCUAAACUUUAUUAAAACACUGAAGAUGCCCAACUUCAAGUCCUGUGUGAUACUUCUGGGCCUUCUCCUUCUAUAUGAUGUGUUUUUUGUCUUCAUAACGCCAUUUAUCACAAAGAAUGGGGCAAGUAUAAUGGUUGAAGUUGCAGCUGGUCCUUUUGGAAACAGUGAAAAGAAUGAUGGAAACUUGGUGGAAGUCCCUACUGAACGCUCAGCUCCCCAUGAGAAAUUACCUGUGGUUAUUAGAGUGCCCAGACUUGAAUACUCUGCAUCGACACUGUGUGACAUGCCAUUUUCAUUGUUGGGUUUUGGAGACAUUAUUGUACCAGGGCUUCUAGUUGCCUACUGUCGGAGAUUUGAUGUUCAGACAAGUUCCUCUUCUGUAUACUACAUUUCCUGUACAAUAGCUUAUGCCAUUGGUAUGGUGCUGACCUUUGUUGUUCUGGCAUUAAUGAAGAUGGGACAACCUGCCCUUCUCUAUCUUGUCCCAUGUACACUCAUCACUAGCUCGCUUGUUGCUUGGAGGCGCAAAGAGAUGAAGAAGUUCUGGAAAGGAAGCAGUUACCAGGUAUCGGACUCCUCCAGGACGCCUUUGCUACAAGAUGAUGGAACACCUGGAUUAUACAGGAAAUGAAGAAAGCACAGCAUCAGCCAGUGAACAGCUUGGAGGACAAUAACAUGUAGGAUCCUGAUUUAAAAUAGUAUUCAAAUUUUCUACAAAUCAAUGACAGCAUAUUUGGUGAAGUUUUACAAUAGAGUGUUUCCCACUCUGUAUAAAAGGGUUUUUAUUCCCAUACCUAUAUUUUUAUGGAAAAUAUUGUUAAUAACGUAAAAGUAAUCAAAAUAGACUUGCAUUUUUACAGCCAAACCAUAGCUAGUAAAACCGUGCCUUAUUUUGAUUUAAAUAAAAGGAUAUUUUCUAUGCAA
Messenger RNA from Nestor notabilis (Kea), 1940 nucleotides. It is a transcript of the gene SPPL2A, whose product is annotated as signal peptide peptidase like 2A. Gene Ontology annotation, cellular component: lumenal side of endoplasmic reticulum membrane; lysosomal membrane; Golgi-associated vesicle membrane. Gene Ontology annotation, molecular function: aspartic endopeptidase activity, intramembrane cleaving. Lineage: Eukaryota; Metazoa; Chordata; Aves; Psittaciformes; Psittacidae. Bases 1 to 1647 code for a protein of 548 amino acids. The record is from RefSeq and is a predicted model, not a curated record. The transcript is spliced from 17 exons. Gene Ontology annotation, biological process: membrane protein proteolysis.